Messenger RNA from Rangifer tarandus platyrhynchus (Svalbard reindeer), 1605 nucleotides. NCBI's taxonomy places the organism in Eukaryota, Metazoa, Chordata, Mammalia, Artiodactyla, Cervidae. The record is from the annotation of a GenBank genome assembly.
AUGUCAUCAUGCAUCUCUAGCCAGCCCAGCAGCGACCGGGCCGCCCCCCAGGAUGAGCUGGGGGGCGGGGGCGGCAGCAGCAGCAGCGAAGGUCAGAAGCCCUGUGAGGCCCUGCGGGGCCUCUCCUCCCUGAGCAUCCGCCUGGGCAUGGAGUCCUUCAUCGUGGUCACCGAGUGUGAGCCCGCCUGCGCCGGGGACCAUGGCCUGCCCCGGGACCGGCCCCUGCAGGCCCAUGGCGGAGAGAUCACCCUUGACGACUCUGGGUCUCAGGCCCGGCCCCACAUCUCCAGUCGCAAGCUCUCUCUGCAGGAGCGGUCCCUGCUGGAUGCCAAUGGGCGCUGCGUCUGCCCCGCACUGCCCCACUCGCCAGUGGGCUCCCCGCAGUCCUCGCCGCGGCUGCCCCGGCGCCCCACGGUGGAGUCACACCACGUCUCCAUCACUGGGAUGCAGGACUGUGUACAGCUGAAUCAGUACACACUGAAGGAUGAGAUUGGAAAGGGCUCGUAUGGCGUGGUCAAGUUGGCCUACAAUGAAAAUGACAAUACCUACUACGCAAUGAAGGUGCUGUCCAAAAAGAAACUGAUCCGACAGGCGGGCUUUCCACGUCGCCCCCCUCCCCGAGGUACCCGACCAGCCCCCGGGGGCUGCAUCCCGCCCAGGGGCCCAAUUGAGCAGGUAUACCAGGAAAUUGCCAUCCUCAAGAAGCUGGACCACCCCAACGUAGUGAAGCUGGUGGAGGUCUUGGAUGACCCCAAUGAGGACCAUCUGUACAUGGUGUUUGAACUGGUCAACCAAGGGCCUGUGAUGGAAGUGCCCACCCUCAAACCACUCUCUGAAGACCAGGCCCGUUUCUACUUCCAGGAUCUAAUCAAAGGCAUCGAGUACUUACACUACCAGAAGAUCAUCCACCGGGACAUCAAACCUUCCAACCUACUGGUGGGAGAAGAUGGGCACAUCAAGAUCGCGGACUUUGGUGUGAGCAAUGAGUUCAAGGGCAGCGAUGCCCUUCUCUCUAACACUGUGGGCACGCCGGCCUUCAUGGCUCCUGAAUCGCUCUCGGAAACCCGGAAGAUCUUCUCCGGAAAGGCACUGGAUGUUUGGGCUAUGGGUGUGACACUGUACUGCUUUGUGUUUGGCCAGUGCCCGUUCAUGGACGAGCGGAUCAUGUGUUUACACAGUAAGAUCAAGAGUCAGGCCCUGGAAUUUCCAGAUCAGCCUGACAUAGCCGAGGAUUUGAAGGACCUGAUCACACGCAUGUUGGACAAGAACCCUGAGUCGAGGAUCGUGGUGCCAGAGAUCAAGCUGCACCCCUGGGUCACGAGGCAUGGGGCGGAGCCGCUGCCAUCGGAGGACGAGAACUGCACACUGGUCGAGGUGACCGAAGAGGAGGUCGAGAAUUCGGUCAAACACAUUCCCAGCCUGGCAACCGUGAUCCUGGUGAAGACCAUGAUACGAAAACGCUCCUUCGGGAACCCGUUUGAGGGCAGCCGGCGGGAGGAGCGUUCCUUGUCAGCGCCUGGAAACCUGCUCAGGAAGCAAGGCAGCGAAGACAGCCUCCAGGGCCCCGACCCGGCCCCCGUAGGGGAGGAGGAAGUGCUCUCAUGA